AAAAAAAAAAAAAAAAAAAAAAAAAACCACUUCUCUAUCAGAGUUCCCAACUCUCUCUCUCUCUCGCUUUUCUCUCUCUCACUCUCUGAAAUUAGGGUUUCGCAGCUUCGCACAGUGCCGGCGGUCCUUCGCUUCUUAAGCGAUCCUCUUUUUUCAAUGCCGGCGAAUCCCUCCCGGAGAUUUUCCACAAUUGUUCAAUUCCUUGGGCGAUUGCGGCACAUAGCUCAGUUCCGGUAUUCGUUUCAGUUCAAAUAGCGGUUCCUCAUUGAAUUGGAGCUUCUUCCGGGGUUUCUGCGAUGGCGCCUAGCAGGAGGAAAGGAGCUAGCAAAGCCGCUCAGGCCGCCGCGGCUCGCCGCCAGUGGAAGGUCGGCGAUCUUGUGCUUGCUAAAGUCAAAGGGUUCCCUGCUUGGCCUGCUACGGUAAGUGAGCCGGAGAAGUGGGGUUACUCUGCUGAUUGGAAGAAAGUACUCGUUUUCUUCUUUGGAACACAACAGAUUGCUUUCUGCAACCCUGCUGAUGUUGAGGCAUUUACAGAGGAGAAGAAACAGUCUCUUCUCGGAAAGCGUCAUGGGAAGGGUGCUGAUUUUGUUCGUGCAGUCCAGGAGAUUAUUGAUAGUUUUGAGAAGUUGAAGAAAGAGGACCAGGUUGAUGAGUUAAACUCUAGUGCAAAUGGUGGGAACUCAGUCGAUUCUUCAUGCAAUUUUGGUUCAAAGGAUCAGAAAGAAGCUCCUGAAGCAAUUCUUGAUUUAUGUCCAAAAUCUUCGUCUUCUACCAUUGAUAAAAAUGAGCCAAGUAAUUCUAUUGAGGAUGCUUCGGCUACUGCACUAGUAGAUGCCACCCUUAAUAAGGAGGACUUAAUUGAGGAACCUGCUGCUACCACAAUGGUUUCUGAAACACCUGUGCCGAUAACCUGCUCUUCAAGAAAAAGAUCUGGUGACUUGCGAUUACAGAGCUGUGUCUCAAAGAGAGAGGAAGCACCAGCUCGUAGGUCAAGAAGCUCAUCCAGGACGGAAUCACGUAAAUUACGGAACUUCAUAAUGCCACAUGAUGAUGAUGCCAAGAAUGCUGUAGAUAUAUCUGGUAAUGCAGUUCAGGACAGAAGUUUAAGAAGGAAUAAACGAACACGGAAAUCACCUGAUGCCUCCAUAUGUGAUGAUGUUAAAUUGGCUGCUUGUGUUUCAAAUGGUUGUGCUGAAGAUGAUGGUUCUGAAGUUGUUCCAGUUGAUUCUAGCACAUUUAGUUUGAACGACGGCAGUGUUACUGAUUCUGGUUGUAAAGGAGAGCACUCAGAGACUGUUGUUGAAUGCUUGGAAGGAGAUGCUGAGUUGAUCAAAGGACUUGAUCUCCAAAUAAAGGCUUUUAGUAAGAAGAAAAGGAAACCAAACAGAAAGCGAGUUACUAAUGAUGCAGCUGAGCCUAUUGCUAUAUUGGACAAGGAGACGGUUCAAGAUGUUGGUUUGCAGAGCAGUAGUCAAAGUAUGCAGACUGAUGGUGGAAAUAUGAAUGGAAAUUUAUCCAAGGAAGAUGGAGAUGAACAUCUGCCAUUGGUGAAACGAGCCAGGGUUCGAAUGAAUAAACCAUCUUCUGUUGAGGAAGUUGAUAGCUCUUCGCACAUUCAAGAAAGUCUGAAGGAAGUCAUGCUCAAUCCAUCAGGGCUGAUCAAUACAUCUCCAGUAUGUGAUGACAAUUGCCCUGGUGGUCGGGACUCAUUUGUGGUAAAUGGAGCUCUAAGUAAUAUUACACCUUCAAGAGUUUGCACUCAAAGUUUGGAGAAUAGGCCUCAGCUUUGGAACUCGAAGAAAGACCAGUCUUUUGGUUGUUCGGCUGAUGGUGAAGCUGUUUUACCUCCAUCUAAGCGUCUUCAUCGUGCUCUAGAAGCCAUGUCAGCUAAUGCAGCUGAAGAUGAUGAAAGAUGUAACUAUGAUUCAUCAGCCAUGAGGACAUCUGCUAUUGAUUGUCAUAAUUCUUGCAUGAACACAUGCGUUACUAUAACUGUGGAAAGUAAUUCAGGGAAUGGUCUGGGUCUGCAUAGUGAUGACUCUUUUGGCAAUAAUGCUUCAGGGUUCUCUACCAGUCCAAACCGUGUAAUCUUGGAGCAAAAUACUAAAUCAGCAAUGGAAGUGGAUGUAUGUGAUCAAAGAAGGAAUAGUCCUGAUAAUCAGAAUAAUCAGUGUUCCGUUAAUGGUUUCAUAGAUUCUGGGCACCAUGUUGGUGGUAAAAUUCUUUGUGCUGGUUCUGCUGGCUGUUGCACUAUUGGAACUGCAGUUCAGACUGAAAGUCCAGGGAAUUUAUCACAUAGUAUGGAGAGAAGAGAUGCUGUUACUGGAUUUAAUCAAGGUUCAAUAGAUGCGUUUCCUCGGAAAGAUGAAGGUCAUGCAAUAAUUGAAUCAAGCAAUAAAGAUGCAGAAAAUCCUGAUACUGAUUGUGAUACUUUAGAGCAUACUCUGAAGAGCUUAGAUCCUGUACCAGGCACCGGCCAUGGAUUUGUUGAAGUUCCACGUCAAAUUAAUGCUAGUCCACCUCACUGUGGUGCAAAGGGCCCUAGGGAGGACAUCAAUUCUCUGGAGCCUGAGCUGCAAGAGAACAGAGAUGUAAAAGACGUAAUGGAUGCUGUAAAAGAGGUCAAGCAUAAACAAAUAGAGAAGGGUCCUAGUUCAGUUUCCGAUCCAACUGAGUACUUGACUGAAAAACAUGUUGCUGGUGUGCGGUCAAGUCCGUCCCUAACAGAUGGUGGAGAUUCUCUUGCACAAGCAUCACCUCCUAAUACUUCAGGCUGUCGUAUUUCUACUUCUGAUAGUAGUAAUAUUCUUCAGAACAAUGGCAGUUGUAGUCCUGAUGUUGAUAUGCACAAGAGAACAUCUACUCCAGUUGAUGAGGAUGAAAACUCAGAAGCAGUGGUUUGUCAAAGACCAAAAUCUGUGAGCAGGUAUGCAGAAGCACUUGCUGCUCUGUCAUCCUUUGAGACAAUGCUAGGAACCUUGACAAGGACCAAGGACAGCAUUGGUCGAGCAACUCGUGUAGCUAUCGACUGUGGAAAGAUUGGUGUAGCUUCUAAGGCGUUGGAAAUUCUGGCACGUCAUUUGGAAAAUGAGUCGAGCUUACACCGGAGAAUCGAUUUAUUUUUCCUGGUCGAUUCAAUUGCUCAGCAUUCUCGAGGUUUGAAAGGUGAUACUGGUGGUAUGUACACUUCUGCAAUCCAAGCAGUACUACCACGGUUAUUGUCCGCUGCUGCUCCUCCUGGAAGUUCAGCGAAUGAGAAUCGUAGGCAAUGUCUAAAGGUUUUGAAACUUUGGUUGGAGAGAAGGAUUGUUCCUGAGUCCAUAAUUCGUCGCCAUAUGCGAGAACUUGAUUCUCUGGGUGGGUCUUCUGCUGGUGCUUAUUGUCGGCGCUCCUCGAGAACAGAAAGGUCUUUGGAUGAUCCUCUUAGAGAGAUGGAGGGUAUGCUUGUCGAUGAAUACGGAAGUAAUUCAAGUUUUCAACUUCCGGGAUUUUGUAUGCCCCGCAUGCUCAAGGAUGAAGACGGUGGAAGUGAUUCUGAUGGGGAGAGUUUUGAGGCUGUCACCCCUGAACAUAAUCCUCAGACUAAUGAAGAACAUGAAGCCACUCCCGCAACUGAAAGGCAUAGGCAUAUCUUGGAAGAUGUUGAUGGAGAACUUGAAAUGGAGGAUGUGGCUCCGUCGUGUGAUGUUGACAUGAGUUCAUCUUGCAGUGUUGCUGGAGUCAAUGUCGUGCAGGCUUCACAUAAUCAGUUUGAACAACAUUUUCCACAUCCCUUCGCCCCUCCGCUACCUCAAGAUGUGCCACCGUCAUCUCCUCCUCUACCAUCGUCUCCUCCGCCCCCACCACCACCAGCACCUCUACCCCCUCCUCAUGUCAUUCACCCUCCAUGUGCUACUUCUGAUUUAAAUCCAUACACUGAUUCACAUAAUGUGCAUGACAGCAGAGUUCCACCUCCGCCUCAGCAGUUGAAUGGACCAAGAAUUAACCAAGCAAUUCCUGAUGCAGUGCACUAUCAUGCCCCCGAGUCUAGAGAUCUUCACAGGCAGAUGCCUGAUUCUACUUCCUGCUCUUAUAGUAGUUUCCCUUCCAAUUCAGGGAGAAAUAUUCCACAAACUGAUGGGGCUGCCUUCCAUAACAAAGGUUACCCUUUACGGCCACCUCAUGCUCCACCGUCGAAUCAGUUUUCUUAUGUUAAAGGAGACCAUCAUGUAAAGCCACGGCGUGAAGUUCCGCCUCCUUAUCACAACAGGUUUGACUUCAUGCAGCAUGGGGACCGAGAACACUACUACAAUAAUCAUGAAAGAAUGAAACCAGCUCCUUAUGAUCCCCGUGACAGCUGGAGGUUUCCCUCACAUUCUUAUUCUGGUCCUCGCUAUCCUGAAAAAGGCAAGGCGUCUUAUGGGAAUGCUCCAUUUGCUGGCCCCCCUCGUGAACCAACAAGAUUACCUGGCCAAGGGUGGAGAUUUCCUCCACGGUCAGCAAGCCACAGACACUCUUAUAUACCGCCUUAUGAUGGUUCAAUACCCGUCACCAGCAGAGGUCCAGGAUUUUGGCGGCCUAGAUGAGUGAAUGUAGCAAAUUGUCAGGACUGGUGUCUUUACGGCGGGACAAUUUCUAUUGAUCAACAGUUUUUAUAAGUCUUACUUUUGCUAAUACUACAAGGUCCAAAAUUCUUAGGUAUGAGCAUAAUCCAUUUUUGAUCUUGCUUGUGCUGCCUUUCAAGUCAUUUUGCCUUCGCCAUUGUUCAUCAUGCUGUGAGGUUUAGACCUCUAGAAGAGGGCCGAGGAAUAGAGAUAGACUAGCGCAAUAAUGCCUUCGGAUUGUACAUAUGUAUUUUACCCUUCCUCCUGCAAAAGGCAGACAGGGAGACGUCAUUGUAGAGAUGAUUGAGAGCCGUGACUAAUCCUAGGUUGGCAUUGUAUCAUUAUUUUUACUUUGCCAAAUCUUGUAAUUUAGUUCAUCUCUUUGAAGCCCUUCAGUGAAAUUUUAAUGACUUAUGCAUGGGUCAUUUGUUAGAAAAUGUAUUCUUCUGUUGGCU
Rosa chinensis is the source of this 5038-nucleotide messenger RNA. RefSeq names its product protein HUA2-LIKE 2. Gene Ontology annotation, biological process: regulation of transcription by RNA polymerase II. The transcript has 11 exons. Gene Ontology annotation, cellular component: nucleus. Gene Ontology annotation, molecular function: double-stranded DNA binding; transcription coregulator activity. Bases 297 to 4565 code for a protein of 1422 amino acids. The record is from RefSeq and is a predicted model, not a curated record. NCBI's taxonomy places the organism in Eukaryota, Viridiplantae, Streptophyta, Magnoliopsida, Rosales, Rosaceae.